AUGAUCAAGACUCUAGUGACAAUUCUAAUGGCAAUUCUGUGGGUGAAAAUACAGCCAAUUGCUGCAUACUCGCGAGUGGCCACAAAUGGCAAUAUUUCAAAUAAAACCGACACCGAGGAGGUGACACAUCGACCCAGGGAGGGUAUUUCAGUAUCAAGACUCCUCAUACCUAAUCUCAACACCACCCAACCACCCACAACGACCACCACACUGGAACCGGAAACCGGAAGGGCGGUCGAUUCAAGACCAUUUCAGUUUCCUUUCUUGACAUCCGGAGUUGCACGAAGGACACAGACGCGACAGAAGCUCGCGCCUGUGAGAACUUCCAGUGUCUACGGGGGAGCACCGGUGGCCAGGAAACAGCCCCAAAUAGUCUACCCUGUUUACACACCAUCAAACCAUCGUCCAGACCCAGUACAGUGGCCUGCCAAUCACUCAAGGCGCGUAGGAGGAGUUCAAGGUCCCGUUGCUAUGGACAGAUACUCCCCAUCUGAAGCCUAUUCUGCAGGCAUUUACAAAGCUAAGCAAAAGAAAAAGGAAAAGAAUGGAUAUAACUAUCCCAAGCCUGUGGCAUCUUUUCCACAACGACCAGCUUCUGCUCCAGCUCCAGCUCCAGCACCACCUGCAUCUAAUGCACCAUCUGUUCAGACAUUCUCAGCACCAGCUCCGGCACCUCCGGCGCCAGUUUAUAGGCCGGCAGCACCGCCUCAGACCACAGCAGCCCCAGCACCACCUGCUGCUCCUCAAAAUUCCUACAUUCCUCCAUCAAAUCAGGACCUUUAUGCCUUUCCGCCAAAUGUGAACUCUCCAUACCUACCACCUCCAGAUGCUCCUACCAAGUCUGUUUCACCAGUUUCGAGCUACUUACCACCCGCAGCUGGGCCUGUGGACUCUGAUACCAGUUAUAAGUUCCCAGGACCUGUUAAUCCUAUGUUCCUACCUAUGGAAAAACCUGCAGAAGCCUCAGCACCAGACUCUUCUGACACUUCCGACUCUGACGACAGCAACGCUGACGACAAUAGUUCGACAGACGAUCAGCCGGCUCCCUCUGACCAGGACGACUCUAGUCACGACCAUGAUCAUGAUCAUCACGAACACUACCAUGAUCAUGAUCAUCACAGUCACUAUCAUGAUGAUCAUGACCACUAUCACAAUCAUGAUCAUAGCCAUGAAAUAAUUUAUGAUCAUCCCCCACCUGGUUAUUUCGAUCACUACAGUGAUCACGACCAUAAGUAUUUCGAUCAUGCUCCUGCAACACCAGCUCCUGCUCCAGCUCCAACUCCUGCUCCUGCACCAGCCCCAGCUGCAGUCAUGGACAUGAUGCCUCAAGAUGAUAUGGGCAUGGAUACCAUGGCAGCUCCAGCUCCAAGUGAUCACAGUUUUCCCUCCUUUCCUGACUCCUACAAAUACAGCGGACUAUACGGCGUUGACGCUUCUCCUGAGCUAAUAUACGAUCACGAUCCUCAUCAUGAUUUUCACCAUCACCAUCACAUUGAACCAACAACAACAACUGAAGAACCCCCGCCCGAGCCAAGGGUCAAGAAAUACAGCUACUACUACCUCGGUCGAAAACUCUGGUACAUCCCUCUAUAUUUCACCGUUUGGUUCACCUUCUACGUUGCAGCUCUCAUCAUCCGAUCGAUUGCGAGACACAAGGUUGAAAUUCCUGAACACUACCAGGCUCGUCGUAAACGUAGUAUUGACUCACAUCGCGAUACAGUUAGAAAAGUAGACAAAAUGACAGUUUUUGUAAUGACACAAAUUGAGGACUUUACCCAGAAAUAUCUGCAAUAAAAACCUAUU
Messenger RNA from Phlebotomus papatasi, 1803 nucleotides. RefSeq lists its product as uncharacterized. Lineage: Eukaryota; Metazoa; Arthropoda; Insecta; Diptera; Psychodidae. The record is from RefSeq and is a predicted model, not a curated record. The transcript has 2 exons. Bases 1 to 1794 code for a protein of 597 amino acids.